CGCGCGCGGAGAGGCGCAUGACCGGAGAGCAGGCGGAGAAUCACGCCGGUUCACAGCGCAUCAGUUCGCUCGCAGACCGGACCGUACAGGAGCUCGCGGGAGCGCGGAGGUAACGGCACGGCACGGCACGUGCGCGUGUGUCUGACAUUACAGGGGUGUGUGUUUGUGUGAUGAGGAUGGAGGACCUUCAGUAGAGCCACCACGGAGAGAUACACCUUCAUCCCCAGCAUGGCUGUGGACGCUGCGUCCAGUUUCAGCUUCUGCCGGGCUGCGCUGGACCACACAGUCUCGGCGGAGGAGCUGAACUAUCAGCUGCCACGGAAGACUGGUGGCAACCUAACCUGGCAUGACGGCCGCAGCCCCAGAACAGCCGGCAGAACCGUCAAACUGCUGCAGCAGCCCGGCACUGAGGGAAUACAGAUUCGUCCAGGUGAGGCCUUCACUGUGUAUCACACCAGCCCCACGCUGUCCAGCCUGUCUAAACCUGUGGUGCUGUGGACGCAGCAGGACGUGUGCAAGUGGCUGAAGAAGCACUGUCCUCACAACUAUCUGACCUAUGUGGAGGCCUUCUCUCAUCAUGCCAUUACAGGUCGCGCUCUGUUGCGGCUGAAUGGUGAGAAGCUGGAGCGGAUGGGUAUCGUGCAGGAGACGCUGAGGCAGGAAGUGCUGCAGCAGGUUCUCCAGCUGCAGGUUCGAGAGGAGGUACGCAAUCUACAGCUGCUCAGCAGAGCUUCUUUCGGCAACUUUUCUUAGCUCAUCCAUCCAUUUGGCAGCUUCCCCCUCUCCGCCCAACACAAUGGAUCCCUGAUAAGGAGAGAAGGCAACGCUCCAACUGGACACUGACAGAGGAGGAGGAAAAGAAAGAGAGAGAGAGACUAAACUGAGACUGGGGUUUGAGAGGACUGGAAAAAAGAGAAAUAGUUUUGUUCUGGGCUGAACCUGAACUAAAACCAGAACUAAAACCAGAACUGGAGCGUUUUUAAAGCCGCUGGACUAAAGAGACACUUGGGAAUUCCUGCUGUAAAAUAUACCAUCAGACUCAACACUCACCCCCAUUUCUACUGGACUGCAUCACACCGCUUUAUCAGCGGAACGCAGCGUUGGCUUAGCAGUCGGACACUCUGAUCUGAUGAGGAUCUGAUCGCAGGAAGCUGUAGUUUUUUCAUCAAAGCGACAGAACAUUUGCCAGAAUCACCAAAAUCGGUACACUUUAAUGGGAACUAAGGACAUGGAAACAAUACGAGGAUUGUUUAACGAUGUAAGGAUGGUGGUUAACGUCACUUUAACCUAACUUCAUCCAAGUGAACUUUACCACCAUAAACCUAUGAAAGCUAGAGCUGGUCUGUGGAAUAAAACAGGACGCGCCACGUGGUUGGACAUCUACUGUAGAAUGAACCAGAUAACGUAGCGAGAUUAGGAGGAUUAUCAGUUGAGAAUGUGUUCCAGGUUUGUUAUACACUAGAGGGCGCUCCCGAGUGAGUCCAAAAUGUAUGGGUUUAUAUGAAGCAACUGAGCAAAAUCUGUUUAUUAAUUGAACUAUCAUUUAUGUACUAAAAUGUCUGAAUAUUAGAGAUUAUAAAACUUAUAAACUUUUAAACCCCUUAACAGACCUUGGUCUGUAUACGGGCCACGAGUGUAGGUGAUACAAAACCCUUUUUUCUGUGGUAAAAUACGUUAUUCACAUUGUGAAAACUUUGAGGGCUUCUACUGGACAUUUGGAGAAGGUGCCUGUUAACUCUUUAUUCCACUAAUGACUUCAAAAUCAGGACUUUCAGUAACGUAUCUUAUCAAAAAUUAGAAACGUUGUGUAUGGGCCACAAGUGUAGGUGAUAUAAAACCUUUUUCUCCAUAGUAAAAUAUGUUAUUUACAUUCUGAAAACUUUAAGGGCCUUGGAGACUCCUAAUAGACACUUUAUUCCACCUAAUAAAAUUUUAGGUCAGUAAUCAGUAGGACUUAACACCAAAUUCUGCAUGUUUAAAAAUAGACAUAAAAACUAGACAACUGGGCUCUGAGUGGUCCAGCAGACUAAGGCGCUGCCACUAUGAUCGGGAGAUCGCUUGUUGGAAUCCAGGUCAUGCAGCUUGCCAUCAGAUACCGGAGCCCUGAGAGAGCACAAUUGGCCUUGCUCUCUCUGGGUGCGUAGAUGGCGCUCUCUCUCCACAUCACUCCAAAGGGAGAUGUCGAUCAGCACAAGGUGUGUCUGUGAGCUGAUGUAUCAGAACCAAGCCGCUGCGCUUUCCUCCAAACGCGCUCUGAUGCUACUCGGAAAUGUUAGUAAAAGAGGGAGUGUCUCGAAGAAGUAUGUCUUGAAGAAGGCAUGUGCUGGUCGUCACCCUCCUGUUGUUGGGGCAUCACUAGUGAUAGGAGUACAGCUGAGCAGCUGAGUGGGUGGGAUAAUCAGCAUAGCUAAAUUGGGGAGUAAAGCGGGAUAAAAUGUUUAAAAAAAAAGAGGUUUGGAGGACAUGAAAUGUUUGAUUUGUAUUCAAGAAAAUAUUGAUUUUUUAAAGUUUUUAAUGUUAAAGUGGCAGUCUGUUAGAUUUUGUUUCUAAACUGAAAGCAGAUGUAUUUCUGAGAGGAGAAGGGAUAAAAUAUUGUGUUUAAUGGUACCAGUGUGGUGGAACGACCAUCCGUGCUAAGCCUAAUACAGCAUGUUCAUUCUAAAAACUGGGGUGUCGGGUCGCUUCUAGCCACGUCACGCGUCUUUAGGUACUUAAGUCACACGUACAGUCUCUAAAAGAGGAUCCGGCUCAGUUUUACUGAACGCGAGCGGAUAGUGGAGCAAUGGAGACUUCAGAAGGGGAAUCUAGGAUUCAUAAAAUGAAUCUUCUGCAUGUUCGGUGCAAUUACCAAUUCUCACCAGAGAGGCCCUAAAUCAGAAAAACGUACAAACAUCAGCUAUAAGGAAAGCACCAGUUCUAUGAUUUAAUUAAUAAUAUUUUGACACAGACUUACAUUUAACUUACAUUUUUACAAAUAUUUUCUAAAACAAUACCAAUCAGCGUUUUUAGUAACGUGUCUUAUCAAACAUGAGACCUUUAUAUGUAAUGGUUGAAUUGAAAUCCUUAGGAUGUAUAUGUGUAGAAUGUCAGGCAUAAAAUUUAUUAAAAGGCCUGGCUUUAUCUCCAGCAUUAGCUCACCAACCAGUCAGCAUACAGUAGCAGCAAUAAUAAUGUCUUUAUUGCCAAAAACCUGAAUGUAGAAAGUAGAAAAAUUACAAAUCUGGUGAAAUACAUCAUUCUACUUUUUUAAAUUAAAAGAAUUUACUAACCAAUAAAUAUAAACUAUUCAGCCCCAUUCAUUGAGGACUCACUCUUGGACUCCCUUUAUUGAUUAGCAUUCAUUUUUGUAUCUAACAGGGUAAACAGGAAGUGAUAAACCGACUCUGACUGACCUUUGACCAGCCAGGCCUAUAUAAUUUACUCCUUUAACCAUCCCUUUACCCAUCAGAGAGCUAGCCAAAUAAAAAGUGGCUGGGAUAACAUCUGCUUUACACUGACCAGCUAUGCCUGAACCAGCUUAUCUAUCCUUUACAAAUGAUAUUACUACCCCAGUUCAACCACCAAAGUUGGGAUGCUGUUUAAAAAGUGAAUAAAUGCAAUAAAAACAGAAUGCAGUGAUUUUUAUGUCAUAGACCCAUGCUUUAUUCACACUAAACAUAUGAUAGUUGAUAAAAGUUGAUUUUCUUUGCAUAAUACAGCUUUUAACCUGUAUUCAUGGAUUGCACGUUGAACUGUGUUCACAGACAGUAAAGGUUUUUGGAAGUGUUCCUGAGGGCAUGCAGUGAUUUCCAGUACAGAAUCAGUACAGCCUGCUUUUAAUGCAUUAAAACCUGAGGGCCCAAAGAUCACCAACAUCAAUCAACCUUUAUUUAAACUCGGAGUACAUUGAGGGUGGCCCUCAUUUACAAUGCAGCCGAGCAAUUACAUAAGGAAGGGAUUGACAGCAACAACAACAACAAAAAAUGUAGAUAGAAUAAAAUAAGCAAUAAAAAAAACAGCAUUUUAAUAAGGUAUAAGAAUUAUUUAAAAAAUGGAUAAUAAUUGUAAAAAUAUUAAGAUAUAAAACAAAUAAGCUAAAAAUAAUCAUUUAAGAGUAGGAAUCAUAAAAUCAUAGGUAAAAAAAGGCAAUAGAACUAAUAAAAAUUCAAGUACAGAUGAAUAAAUAAAAACGAAACACAUAAAAGAGUAAAUAAAAAUAAGCAAUACCUAAAAAAUAAUUAAAGAAAAUAAAGAAACUAAAAAGAAAUGUGGAAAAAACAGCUAAAACAAACCAACAUUAAAAACUAAAAAGUUAACUAAAAAACAAUUAAUAUUAAUAAAAAUAAAAAUAAAGAAGGAGCUAAAACAGUGGCAGGCUGUCUGAAGGGGGCUAGAGACUAGGAGUUUAAAAAGAUUUAAAAUGAUUUAGUACUAAUUCUCUUAAUUAAUCGUGGAUUCUGAGAUUGUUGGGGUCUCCAAAAUCAGUACAUGGUAGGUUUUGAAAAUAUUAAUAUAUUAUUUGAUUGGAAAAGUUUGCUUUUGUUAGACUAUACGCUGAAUACUAAACAGUGUUAUGAAGCUUAACCAAACUUUUAUUUUUAUUCAUUUAUAGGAAAUAAAGCUUGUAUAAAACCAAAUGAUUUAAAUGGAUGACGCAGGGAUAGAAACAUGCCAGAUAUUUACCUGAACACACCUCACUUCCUGACCUCCACGCCCAUCAGUGUAGAUUUAUUUCUAAACUCAGACGCAAUUUUAACAGUGUGGCCACAAGGCGUGAAAAUAGACUGAUGACGGGGUGUAAGAUAGCAAUGAGCAUCGCAAUGCGCACAGCACAGGGUGUACAAUAGGGGCAUAAGUAUUCACAAUGUUAUGGUGAGGGACAUUUUUUGUAAAAUCCUUUCAUUUUUUUAUAAAGUGCUAUGUAGCUUAGUGAAGAUACCCGUUUUUGCUUCAUAAUAGUCAUAAUAGUUUGUUAGUUGCAAAUUAUUCCAAUUAAAGCUGUUUUUUUUUAAAUUAUUAUUAGUACCAAUUAAUUCCCAACAUUUUGAGAUGUGCUACUGCCAUUGAGUUUUAAAUGAGUUGAAAUGGUAAAAUAUCUCACUUCUAACAUAUGAGACGUGUUCUAUUACCAAUAAAAUAUGGGUUUAUGAGAUUUGCAAAUCAUUGCAUUCUGAUUGUAUUCCCAUUUAUUGAAAUUUUUAAAGCGUCCCAACUUUUUUUGGAAUUAGGACUGAAAAACAGACUGAAAAACAAACUUUUCUCACAUCAGAACAGAUGUUCUGUCUGAGCUGAAUCUUCAUCUGUCAUCCACCUCCACGACAAGACAAGAGGACGCCAAGAAAAUCAUCUUCUUCCUGAAGUCAAAACAAAACCACUGUCAUCUCCUUUUCUCUCUCUCUCUCUUUCUGUCCAAUGAUGAAUCCUGUGUCUCUGACUCUUACAGGAACUGAUGUGCUGCUGCUGUCAGCAGAACUAGAGCUAUUAGAGUUAGUGUUCUAGAGUAGAGAAGCACAGAUCUGAAUAGCUAGUGCUCUCCUGUCGUUGACCUGUGUGCUUCAUUAUUUAAUAAGGUCAGUGAGUUCUUUAAUGGAGCCAAUAGCACACUGUAUUUAAACCAACUCUCUGCUGAAUGUCAAUAUCAAUAGACCGGCACACUCCGUAACCAACCUUCAGACAAUGUCUUUCAUUUCUUCUCAGGGUGGGAAAAUUACUACUAUUAUUGUUAUUAUUAUUGUUGUUGUUUUUAUACAUCCUAAUGAUUAUGUCUGCAGCCCAUUGUAGCUCAUUCCCAGAAGCACUUAACGUUUGAUUUGAAUGCCUUUUGUAGAUCUUGCUAUGAGAUGUACACUCGAUAUAGUUAGGGAUUUUCUUUGUAUACAAUAAACACUGUGUCUGUAAGAAAUAUUAAUAAAGUUUAUAUGGCAGGGAA
Messenger RNA from Astyanax mexicanus (Mexican tetra), 5908 nucleotides. RefSeq names its product sterile alpha motif domain containing 10b (gene samd10b). Gene Ontology annotation, cellular component: cytoplasmic side of plasma membrane. The transcript has 5 exons. The record is from RefSeq and is a predicted model, not a curated record. Gene Ontology annotation, biological process: cell surface receptor protein tyrosine kinase signaling pathway. NCBI's taxonomy places the organism in Eukaryota, Metazoa, Chordata, Actinopteri, Characiformes, Acestrorhamphidae. The coding region runs from base 229 to 753 and encodes 174 amino acids. Gene Ontology annotation, molecular function: protein binding.